Messenger RNA from Sclerotinia trifoliorum, 2743 nucleotides. NCBI's taxonomy places the organism in Eukaryota, Fungi, Ascomycota, Leotiomycetes, Helotiales, Sclerotiniaceae. The record is from the annotation of a GenBank genome assembly.
CACAAGAAAUAAUCCGUCUUUUAUUUUCAUUUUUCCUAAAUUUUAACUUUCCACAUUUUUGAUAUAGAAACACAACAACGACUGAAGGACUGAAGUAGUCGUAUCCCUUAUCACUCCUUCUGAUAUAAGAGCUUUCAACAUUUAAAUUGCUAGUAAGCCGAGUGGAAAUUGAGUAAAAUGAAGCACGGGGGUCAGCGACAUGAUGCAUCUAAAUUCAUGGUACCUCAACUAGGGCUCAUAGCUUAAAUAAAUCAUCUGUCAGCUUACAUGCUACAUUUAUAUCCCCCAGCCAUCGCAGUGAAGCGUGCGCAAAGUUGCCUGCAGAUAAGUGGCAGGGUCAUUAAUUUUGGCCAACCCCCAUUUCUGAAUCGAUUUGAUUGGAGACAUUGUAUUGUGUGCGAUCGUUACCGCCAGGAUGCAUGAAUUUUGUGCUCACCCUUGUUUGAAGAUGUAAAUGAAUGCAAUCAAUCGCCUUUCCAGCUUCAAAAUUUAUCGUCUUUCUUAUUUUAUCCGUUUAUUUUUUGGUUUGUCUUUUCCUGUCGCCAACUGAUAACAAUGUCCUGAUAUUUCCAUUGUCGUUAUGACCUCUUCUAAUUGGAAUCCAACUUGGCUUCCAUCAGACUUGAUUGAGUGGUGGGGUCAAACCUGUAAGCUAAUGGAGUGUAUUGCAUUGUAUUAGUUGUAUACUAAGAUACUUUAGCCGUCGUGGUUGGAAACUGGCUUUAUAUCGAUGGCGGCGAGAUAUGGGGAAAAUCUUUCUCCCAAGAUAACUCACCCCGUAUGUCCCACAGUGAUAUAUAGUUCUGUUUAUUCGGCUAACUUCUUACCUCUGUAGUAUUAUGCAGCUUUUCAAUUGACUUAUCUUCUUCAUGGAAUACGAGUGAUUAUGCCGCCCAAAUAUUUGCUCAUCCCAACAUUAGUCGAUCCGGACCAGAAGCAGCGGACAUGAUGACAAGAAGACCAACUAUGUGGUAUGAUCCAGUCCAAAAAUCAAUAUUCAGAUUUGGUGGUUGGUCAUAUUACAGUCCUCCGGUGGCAGUAUACUGGUCUCCUGUCAAUGAUCAAGGGAAUGUCAAUUGGACAGUAAAAUACACUGGUGGUAUUCACCAAAGCUCUAGUGUAGCUUCGUUUUCAGGAUUCACCUCGGCUUCGUACGCGCUUUGGGUGGCUACUCCGAAUUCAUAUUACAGUUUAGGUGGUAAUAUGGUUGGAUCGACCGAUCCUGGACUUGUAGGUCUAGGAAACAAUUCAGUACCAAUGACUGGAAUCGUGGAGUAUAAUUUUGAAAAGGAACUAUGGACCAACUCAAGUAGUACCGACUACGGCGGAACAGUAUUUGGUGGGCAUUCAGGUUUUGGAUCGGGAGGAGAAGGCUUGUAUGUGCCCAUUUUUGGGCAAGAGGGCAUUCUUGUCUUUUUAGGUGGAGAUGCGCCUUUUACUCAAGUAACGUCAUCAAAAGGCAGUAACCCGGUUCCCAUGAAUCAGAUUACCAUUUACGAUAUUCAGUCUCGAAAAUUCUAUCUGCAGAGCGCAGGAGGUGACAGCAUUCCCUUUCCGAGGACGAAUUUUUGCGCCGUCGGAGCGGGUUCUUCCGAAAAUUCUACCUGGGAGAUGUAUGUAGAACUUUCGAACGUUGAGAUUGCAUUCUAACAUGAACAGAUUUAUAUAUGGAGGAUUUCAUUUGGGAGAUAUCAACAGCUUUGGUCUUGACAAGGUGUAUAUCCUGACGCUUCCUGCAUUCCAAUGGUUUGAAGCUCCCGCAACAGGUGGCACAGUACGAAGCAGUCAUCAUUGUCAAAUCAUCGGCCAGCGACAAAUGUUAAGUAUAGGGGGUCAUGGUAACGACUAUGAUGAUCAAGAUCCAUGGAAAAGUGGAAUGGGAAUAUUUGACAUAACAGAGUUGACUUGGGGUUUUAAUUACGAUUCCGAUGCUGCCGCUUAUGCUACUCCCGCUCUCAUCACAAACUACUAUAAUACAUCCAGUCGAUUCCCGACUUUCGAUAAUGCGAGUCUAGAGGCAGUUAUCAAAUACAUUCAAACAAAUUCAUCCGUAACUCUCAACAAUUCAACUGCAGGUCCUUCCUCUACGAAUAAUUCUACACACACGUCGGGAGGAAUCUCAUACGCCGGUGCUUCAUCACAGAAGUCGAAUGUUGGUGCUAUAGCAGGAGGUAUAGCAGGCGGCGUCGCAGUUGCAAUUUUAGCUAUUCUUGGCUAUUUAUUUUGGCGGCGGCGACAAAAACAAGAAGAAAUUAAUUUCGCUAAAUUAACAUACGAUUCUACUUCAGUCCUUCCUGCAAAUACAACAGGCAUGCAUGAAAUGGAUGAGCAGCGUCGGAUUGCAGAAUUGAAUGCUGGACUUCGUCCGGAGAUGGAUGAGCAGAGGGGUAUAUCGGAGUUAAAUGGCGGUGUAAUGUGGGAAAUGGAUGGGAGUUGUAUGGCUAAUCAAAGAGCCGGGAAGAUUUCAAGAUGAUGCCUUGUACUCAGUCUGUUUUCUUACAGACUCUUUUCUUUUGCUAUAAUGAUGUGAUCUACCCAUCAGAAUCGGAAGAUGACCCGAUUUCACAGAAAUCGGAGGUAGAAAAUUCUAAUAUUUUAUCUAUAUUGAACAAAAUUUCGAAAUUUUCAUAUAAGAAUUAUAAAUAUUUUUCUUAUAUAUCUUUAUUAUAAAUAUAAUAUAUAAUUAAUUUAAAAACAAAAUUGAAGCUUCAAAGUUGGAAUAUUAAAAUUGAUUAUAGAAAUU